GGGCCGCGGCGGGGAGGCGGGACCGAGGCAGCGGCGGCCGCGGCGGUGCGGGGGCGGCGGCAGGAUGGCAGAGCAGGGUCCUGUGCCCUCGUCCUGCGACUGCUUCGUGGCGCUGCCGCCGCACACGGCCACUGCCGCCGUCAUCUUCGGCAAGAACGCAGACCGCCCGCGCCACGAGGUGCAGGAGGUUGUCUACAUCCCUGCUGCCGUCCACCCCCCGGGGGACAAAGUCCAGUGCACCUACCUGGAGAUCGAGCAGGUGGAGAGGACCCACGCGGUGGUGCUGAGCCGUCCUGCCUGGCUGUGGGGUGCCGAGAUGGGUGCCAACGAGCACGGCGUCUGCGUGGGCAACGAGGGCGUCUGGACCCGCGAGCCCGUGGGGGAGGAGGAGGCGCUGCUGGGGAUGGACCUGGUGAGGCUGGGCUUGGAGCGGGGCAGCUCUGCCCGGGAGGCGGUGGAGGUGAUGGCAGCGUUGCUGGAGCGCUACGGCCAAGGUGGCAGCUGCAAGGAGGAGCCUGUGCCCUUCAUCUACCACAACACCUUCCUGCUGGCUGACCGCACCGAGGCCUGGGUGCUGGAGACGGCUGGCAGGUACUGGGCGGCACAGCGGAUCCGAGAGGGCAGCCGCAACAUCUCCAACCAGCUCAGCAUCGGCAGGGAGAUCACAGCCGAGCACGCAGGGCUGCGGCAGCGAGCCCGCGGCCAGGGCUGGUGGAGCGGGGACGAAGACUUCAGCUUCGCCGAAGCCUUCUCCUUGCCGCAGCAGCCACCGCGCAUGGAGGCUGCCAGGGCUCGGUACCGAGCCGGCAGGGAGCUGCUGCGCCAGCACGCAGGUCACAUCACGGCGGAGACCUUCAUGGGCAUCCUGCGGGACAAGGCCAGUGGCAUCUGCGUGGACUCGGAGGGGUUCCGCACGGCAGGCAGCAUGGUGUCCGUGCUGCCCCGGGACCCUGCCUUGCCCUGCAUCCACUUCUUCACCGCCACCCCUGACCCCUCCCGGUCUGUCUUCAAGCCCUUCAUCUUCGUGGCUGGCAUCAAGCCCGUGCCACAGGUGACAUCUCCCACCUUCCCCGACGACCCUGCCAAGCAGGUGCCGCGGUUCCAGCGAGCGGUGGAUCGGCGGCACCAGCUCUACCGCCGGCAUCAGGCGGCGCUGGAGAUGAUGGAGCAGGACCAGGAGAAGGGGCAGAAGCCUCCUGCAGACGCUGCGGGAGCUGGAGCAGCAGGGCCUGGAGGGAAUGAGUGCCCUGCUGGGGGGCACAGUGACCCCCAGCCCGGAGGAGUUGGCUGACCUCUUCUUCGACUGCGUGGAGGCAGAGAUGAAGUUUUACAGCUAAACCCCACUCAGCUGAGUGGGCAUCGCCCCCCACCCCCACCUCGUGGCAUUGCUCCUGGAUAGAGGAUGAGAAAACCUUCCCAGUGCCCGGUCCUGGCUCACCUCCCACCAUGGAUCUGUGCGGGCUUGGCCCCACCCUGUGGCAUUGCUCCUGGAUAGAAGGAUGAGAAAAACCUUCCCAGUGCCCAGUCCUGGCUCCUCACCUCCCACCGUGGAUUUGUGUGGUGGCAACACCUCAGCUUGCACCUCCAGCCCUGCCUGGGGCUGUGUAGCCUCCAGCCCCUACCCAGCCCCAGAGGAAUUGGUACUUUGUAGAGCUGGCUGUGGCCUGGAAUAUGGAUGUGGAAGGGGAAGAAGAAGGAUGUGAAGUGGGAUGUGGAGUGUUUUUUCCCCCCAUCAGGCAGAGCUGCCUGUGCUCAGCCCCUCAGGGACUGGCCGUGGGGCUGGGGGCUCCGUGGCAGAGCAGCGAUGGGCGUAGGAAUAAAGAGGCUUUAAUUGGA
This is a messenger RNA of Pogoniulus pusillus (Red-fronted tinkerbird), 1836 nucleotides long. RefSeq names its product secernin 2 (gene SCRN2). Gene Ontology annotation, biological process: proteolysis. Gene Ontology annotation, molecular function: dipeptidase activity; cysteine-type exopeptidase activity. Bases 65 to 1291 code for a protein of 408 amino acids. The transcript has 8 exons. The record is from RefSeq and is a predicted model, not a curated record. Lineage: Eukaryota; Metazoa; Chordata; Aves; Piciformes; Lybiidae.